Anas platyrhynchos (mallard) is the source of this 6093-nucleotide messenger RNA. RefSeq names its product TBC1 domain family member 5 (gene TBC1D5). Gene Ontology annotation, biological process: activation of GTPase activity. NCBI's taxonomy places the organism in Eukaryota, Metazoa, Chordata, Aves, Anseriformes, Anatidae. Gene Ontology annotation, molecular function: GTPase activator activity. The record is from RefSeq and is a predicted model, not a curated record.
AUAAAUAUCCUUUGGUGGAAAUUACUCUUGCCAGUAUGUAUCAUUCUGUGUCUGAAACUAGUCACCCUUUGCAAACAGAGGAACAAGAAAUAGGCAUUGAUCCCUUGCAGAGUUAUUUGAACAAACCAGAGGAAGGUGGAUCAAAUGAAAAUGGAAGCACACACCACACUUCAGAUUCUGCUGGAACAUUUAUUUCUUAUAGUAAAGAAUGGGAAGGACUAUUUGUAAACAACAAUUACUUGGCAACUAUACGGCUGAAGGGGAUUAAUGGGCAGCUGAGAAGCAGCAGGUUCCGUAGUGUUUGCUGGAAGUUAUUUCUGGAGGUUCUACCGCAAGACAGAAGUCAGUGGAUUAAAAACACUUCAGAGUUAAGAACUUCGUAUAAUAAAAUCAAAGAAAUUCACAUUACAAACCCUCGGAAAGCAGGACAGCAAGAUCUGAUAAUCAACAAUCCACUCUCUCAGGACGAGGGGAGUCUUUGGAAUAAAUUUUUCCAGGAUAAAGAGCUUCGAGCAAUGAUUGAACAAGAUGUGACAAGAACUUUUCCUGAAAUGCAGUAUUUCCAGCAAGAGAAUGUGAGGAAAAUUCUUACAGAUGUUCUGUUCUGCUAUGCCAGAGAAAAUGAGCAGUUGCUUUAUAAACAGGGUAUGCAUGAACUCUUAGCUCCCAUUGUUUUUAUUCUGCAUUGUGACCACCAAGCUUUUUCACAUGCCAGUGAAGCUGCACAACCAAGUGAGGAAAUGAAAGUCCUUUUGAAUCCUGAAUAUCUGGAACAUGAUGCCUAUGCAAUGUUCACACGUCUUAUGAAGACUGCAGAACAUUGGUUUUCAACUUUUGAACAUGACAGUCAGAAGGAGAAAGAUGUGAUGAUUACACCUAUGCCAUUUGCAAGGCCGCAAGACUUAGGCCCAUCUAUUGCUAUUGUAACUAAAGUAAACCAAAUUCAGGAUCAGCUGCUGAAGAAACAUGAUAUUGAGCUGUACAUGCAUCUGAACCGACUGGAAAUUGCUCCACAGAUUUAUGGACUGCGAUGGGUAAGGCUCCUCUUUGGACGUGAAUUCCCACUCCAGGACCUUCUUGUUGUGUGGGAUGCUCUAUUUGCUGACAGUAUCACCCUGAAUUUAGUUGACUACAUUUUUGUAGCCAUGUUGUUAUAUAUUAGAGAUGCCUUGAUAUCAAGUAAUUAUCAGACCUGUUUGGGACUUCUGAUGCAUUAUCCACCUAUUGGAGAUGUUCACUCCCUUAUCCUAAGAGCACUUUUCCUCCGAGAUCCAAAGAAAAAUCCAAGACCAGUGACUCACCAGUUCCAACAAAAUUUAGAUUAUUACAAAGCACGUGGAGCAGACUUGAUGAAUAAAACCCGCGCCAGUGCUAAGGCUGCUCCACUGAACAUCAACAAAGUCUCCAACAGCUUGCUGAAUUUUGGCCGAAAGCUGAUUGCUCCAGCUAUGGCUUCAGGUAGUGCUGUGGGCCCUCCAGCCAGUGGGGGCAGCUUUCCUGCACCUGCAGUGGCCAUCCGCAGCACAGCAGAAGCCCCCCAGUACCACCACCACCACCACCAGCAGCACCACCACCACCACCAGGCGCAGCAGCAGAGAAUGAUGAAAUCUGAAAGUAUGCCAGUUCAGCUGGGAAAAGGCCAGACUUCAAAAAACAUCAGUUCAUCUCCAAGCAUAGAGAGCUUGCCUGGAGGACGUGAAUUUACGGGAUCUCCACCUUUGUCUGCAUCAAAAAAGGAUUCAUUUUUCAGUACAAUCUCCCGUUCUCGUUCCCAAAGCAAGACUAUGAGCAGAAAAGAGUCUGAGGAGGAAUUGGAGGCCCAAAUUUCAUUUCUACAAGGACAGCUAAAUGACUUGGAAGCCAUGUGCAAAUAUUGUGCGAAGAUGAUGAACACACACCUUGGAAAUAUUCAGGAAGUCAUAUUACAAGAACACUUGGAAAAAGAAGAUGAAAUUCUGGUUUCCUUGGCUGGUUUGAAGCAGAUCAAAGAUAUUCUGAAAGGUUCCCUGCGUUUCAACCAGAGCCAGCUGGAAGCUGAAGAAAAUGAGCAAAUCACGAUAGCGGAUGAUCAUUACUGCUCCAACAGUCAGAACAAAGGGACUGGCGAUGUCCUAAAGGGACCUGUUAUGACAAAGCAACAGUUCAUCUCAGGACAACAGACUACAACUGAUGCGAGCACCAGUGAGAGUAAGAGCACCUAUGACUAUAUAAUAGUUUCUGAAGAAGAUGAAAGAAGCAGAAGUGCUGUCCCAGAGCCAGCGCAGUCCCUUCAGGCACACAAGGAAGCAGCAGUGAAGCCAGAAGCUCCGUCUCGUCCUUUGAUAUUCUCUGACCCGCUGAUGGGCUCCAUCUCAGCCUCCUCCAGCAACCUGAGUUCCAGCCCUGAUGACAACAGUAGUAAUAACAGCAAAGAUUCUGACUUUGCUAUUGUCAGCCCACUGGACAUCUAAUGGAAACUGGUUGGGAGAGGUUAGGAGGUCAGUUGGUAUACCUCAGCUCAACUUCCUAUGGUUCAACGGGCUGGAUGGUUCUUUGGAUUAGAAGGACAGAAAAUAGAUAAAGGUAACCCAUUUCAGCUGCCAAAAGCCUAGGUAAAAAGAAAUAAUACAAAUUUGGUUGCAAGUCUUCAAAAAUAAUAUACACCUUGUAAUGACUGCCUUAAAUAAAAAAAAACGGUAAAACCCAGUUCUAAUGUACAGUUAUUCUUAGUUAUAGAGUUAUCUUACUUAGGAGCUUUGUUACUAUAGAACUGCUUUCCCAAAAUAGAAUAGUAUGUGCUAGGUACCAUAAUGGAUUAGGAAAUGUUUAGAUUCUUGGCAUCAGACCUGACGUGGCAAAGACAAGCUAGAUUCAAUGUCAUCCUUUCAGAAAAUAUGCUAGACUGGGUUUUCUGAAUAGGCAAGAGUACUAUUUCUUCAGAGACUGUGACUAGAGAAGUAGAAAAUGUAUAUUAGAAAGAUUAAAAGCAUCAUCCUGCCACUAGGCUUGUUCCCAGUUGAGGAAUCCUAGUUUCUUUAUUUUCAUCCAACAGUAGCUUGAGAUUUGUUAAAUGCACAGGUUUGUGUAAUUGUUCUUCAGCACUAUGUUAAAGUCGAAUGUGUUACAAAUUCCUUGAGAACGGGGACCUAUACAGCAGAGCCUUAUUUUCCUUUGCCUACUUCUUUCCCCGUGAGAGUUCCCAGGUCACCUCUUUUCCUCUUUGUGUCUGUCUGCUUGUAUUCCCCUGGCAUGAAUUAAUUUUGAUGUUACUGAGAUUACGGCCAUCAAAGAUUAGGUGCAAGGGAAAUUACAGUAUUUCAUAGUGUAGACCUGAGCCAGAUGAACUAAAACCUAGCUUCAGUAUGGUAACUUGUCAGGGAAGGAUGCAAAGUGAUAUAAAAUGCUCAUAAUUAAAAGCACUUCAUAGCUCAUUAAUAUUAUUUUCUAUAGAUUAUGUUUACAUAUAUGGCUAUCUGAUUUUCACAUUUCUCGUCAGAAAAAAAGAAAACAAAAACACAUACUGGUGCAGCAGCGUUAACCAACAGGUUAAGUUUUAAAUUAACUGCAGAUCUUGUUCUUCAAUGAAAAACUGUAUUACUUUCCCAUCAAGUAUAUAGUGCCUCUGAUGAUAUUUAUUUCAAGUACAUAAGAUUUUUAUUUUUUUUUACCUACUGAUCCCCUUAAAUCCUUCUGGAAUUCACAAAAAAGAAGAUGGUAGUCAGAGGAAGCCUGCCUGUGCAGAACCUACACAAAAAUAACCCAAGGAAGCAGUGCUAGAAAGUUACUCUAUUUAUAACAAGAGCACAAGAAAUGCAUUAUUUAGUUUGAAGAUACAUAUACAGUAUACCAUGCAAGAAUUUUUUAAUUGCAUGUCAAAGCUAAUGUUAAUAUGGUCUUAAAAAUGGUAGUCAUUUGCUGAUUAGUCUGUAAUUGUCAAUGGAGUUAAGUACAGUAUUCCAAAGAUGAGGUGAUGUGGUUUGCUGGUUUUAGAUUUUACAAGGUCUGUGUCAGUGACUGAAACAAAGAGAUAACUGCCAUUAUCUCGUGUAAGUACGUGGCUGCUGCCGUAUCCUCACACGUUCAGAAACCACCAUGUAGUUCUUCUAAGAUUUUUUGUGCCUUGUAAAAUGAUUAAAUGCUGGAAUGUUAUGAGCAGGCAUAGCAUCGUGCAUCUUUGUGAGAGGCUGGUGUGAACAGUCAGAUGGCUUUGUUUAGAUGGACGAUCUUAAAUGCAUAAUAUUUCGGAGAGGUGUUUAUUGGGGGUUAGUUUUAAGCUUCAUAGAAAAUCACCUUGGAAUUCAACAUGCAUGCCUGUCUUCAGGUUUAUUUUAUUUCCCUGAGUUUGCAUGAAUGCCAGGGGAUUAGGUGGCUGUUGAUUUAUUUAGGUCUUUCAAGCUUUUCUAGCCUUAACCCAUUCAGCAAGGCUUGUGCCACACCACCAACAAAGGGGAAUCUGUUCAAGAGGUACCUAUGAAAAGAGGAAAGAAAUAUUUUGGGGACAGAGAGAAAAGUUUUUAUAUUCUGUGUUACAUAAGCCUUCAGAGAUUCCAAAACUUUGGCAGGGGAAAAUGUUUUUACUUUUUUUUAUUACUUUUUUUUUUAAGAAUCGUUCUUUUCAUUUCUGGUUGUUUGUUUCAGGGAUCACAUUGCUGUUUUCUUGAGCAGUCUCAUUGCCAAUGGAAGAGUGUGAUUUGUACAGUUCUUUUAUUUUUAUAAGUUAGUUACAUCUUCAGUAUUGCAUAUUUUAAAACAGCGCUGGAAGUAUAUAAAGAUUUUUGGAGUUUCUAACAAGUUUUCACUGAGCAGUGAAUACCAUUGAGCUGAAUGCCUGUCAUGCCAUGGGAUAUAGUAAGAUCCUCAGAAGCAGAGAGAUGAUUAUACAAGGAAGAUUAGAGCAAAUUCCAGUAAAUGAAUCUGCUUUGGUUAUACCAUGUCCUUGCACAUCACAAGUACGUUGUCUUUGAUACUUAACCAUAGUACAGAGAUAGUUAAAAUUUUAUGUAUUCGUUAAGUCAGAAGCCUGUAAGUUAGACAAAAUGUCAAAUCAUCACCCUGUCUUGCCUUAUAUUAAGAAUAUACUGAGAAAUAAGUUGUCAUUUAAAAUACAAAGUUAUUCUUUUUCCCCAGAAAUUACCUGCUUGUAAUGUUUGUGGAUACCAGUAAUCAGAAAAAACAUAUACAUUGCAAAUUUCUGAUGAAAACUAAUAUGGGUUUAAGAUAUGUAUCUGAGACUGUUGUACGGUAUCUCACAUCUGUAAUUUUUAUGAAUGUUUAAAGUCUCUUGCAUGUCAUGUCAGUUUAAUGUACUGCAGAAAGGCAGUAUGAUAUUUUGACUGGGUAUUCAUUUAGUUGUGGAGCUUUGUAUCUUUACUCUGGAAGAACAUCUAGCCCGCUUUAUUAAAGAAAGAGUUAACAAAUUUUCUGGGCUGUGCUUGUGCUGUUUUCCCAAAAAGGAGGAAAAGCUUUUUUACUGGAAUAUGGGAAGUAUGAUUUCUCAAGACAAGGGUUAUUAGAAACUUAAAACUAUCUCAUUAUCUAUAUAAGCAGAUAGAUUAUUAAUAUUUUAUUCAGAUUUUAUGUAUUUGAUACAGGGAAUCAAAUUGCUUGUCAUUUAUCUAACCCAAGCAACACAGAACAUUUCCUAUUUACCAUAUUUAUUGUAUCUGAAAAUAACAUACAAGAAUUUAAAAUUGUGUAACUUUUCUGCGUUUUCAUUAAACUUGGUACAGUUACAUUAUCUUGUCUCAGUCACAAUCUCAGUAUUUGUACAGUACUUUUCUGCAUCUCAAUACUUAAAUGGACAUUCUUAAAUGGCUCCUGUGAUUCUGCAGUGUGUUGUCCUCGUUAGAUGGCACUGAGGCAGCUAUUAUAAAGAUUAAAUUUCAGAUUAAAGGUCUUUAUGGUAUACUUGUGCUUGGCAGUUGCAGUGUCAUCUGUUCAAAUAGGGACGUAGCAAUCCUGACUUGAACAGAUUUCCACGUUCUGGGUCUCAGCCUUUAAAGAAUACUUUUGAUUUUGUGCUGUAUGUGUUGGUCUGGAAUGAAUGUAAUGGUUUAUUAGACUUGAAAAGGUGCAAUUUCAUAAAAUAAACUUCAUUUGGCUACAGAAUAGCAA